Molecule: messenger RNA, 939 nt
Organism: Tetrahymena thermophila SB210
Lineage: Eukaryota; Ciliophora; Oligohymenophorea; Hymenostomatida; Tetrahymenidae
Exons: 5
Source: RefSeq, a predicted model, not a curated record
AUGAUAACUUAUUUUUUAAAAAUAUUGUUCUUCUAUACCACAUUUAUAAUCUUAGUAAAAUAAUUUUAAUGCUAAGAAAUAUCAUGUGGUAAAUUUUGCGAUUAGUGCGAUUAGGAUGGGUGUAUUUCAUGUGAUAAAAACUCAUUAUUAGAUGAUGAGACUUUUCAGUGUUAUGAAUAAUGUUCCUAUGGAUUUUAUUAUGAUUUUGACAGUGAGACAUGUACAGAUAUUUGCCCCUUGAAUACAAUUGCUAAUGAGGAUAGCAUAACUUGCGAAAAAAACUUCAUUAUUGGAGCUUAUAAUUCAGAAAAUGCUAUUAGGAUUUGGGAUUUGGAAACAAAAAGUUUGUAUUUAAAACUCUAAGUUUUUAAUGAAACUAUCUCAAAUUUUAUAGUAGUAGAUUAAAUUUAGAUACAAAAUGAUACAAAAUAAACUUCUUACAUUGAUUCUUAUCUAAUUAUAUGGAGUUAAUCUUCAGAACUAGUAGUCUUUGAACUAAAAACUUUUAGUAAAAUAAUAAUAGUUCAUUUUAAAGAAACUUGCUAUUCAUUUUCUAAAGAGACUUAAAUUUUUACAAGCAUGAUAAGCUAGAAUAUUUUGUAUUUAGUUUUAUACGACUCAAUACAAGGAUAUGUAAGAUUACUGAAAGCUUAAGAUGGAGAAAUCGAUUUAAUAACUGAGAUUGUACUUGAAAAUACUAUCUAUGAUAUCAGCUUUACAGAUAAUCAAACCACGAAACAGUAGUACUAGCUCUAUGGUACUUUUAUGAUAUACAAAAUUGAUUUAACAAGCGAAAAGAUAUUAAUUCAAAUGGAUAAUUUAGGAUAAAAUUAAAUUCAAAUUGAUUUGAAAUAAAAAAUUGACUUUUUUGUUACAUCAAUUAGGCUUAUUUGCAAUUACAAGAAGAAAUUGUUAACUAUAGAAAAAACUAAAUUAUGA